UUGAAUACCAAUUAUUAUACCUGACACUGAAAUUUUGUGUUAUGAACGGAUUAAAAAUAUUGGCUUAAUUGUUUGUUUGAGUUCUUUUAAAUACUUAUGUAAAAGAAGAUAUUUUGUGAUGAUAAUUUUCUGUGCAGACUAUAUUUUGUUCAUUGCCAAAGACUGUUUUCUCAUGGCAGGUAGAAAAAUAUUAAAGAUGAACGCCAUGGAUAUCAGUGUUGUGCUAGAUCUGCUAGAAUAUAGCAUAUAUGCCAGAGAUCAUAAUCGAACUACAUACCUCAUUUGCCAUUACCUCCAGCACAAAUGUGUAGGUAAGAAAACUAUAAUAAGUGGUGGAAUGGCGGAAAAGUCAGCUAUAUCUGGCAGUGACAUUGAUAUUAUGGAAGUAGUGGAUGAUUUUAAAGUAAUGGAAAAGUCAUAUGCUUACUCAACUGGCAUAAAUAAGUUUCCAGCACGAAUGCCAUUAUAUAUUUGUAGACGAUGUUGCAAUGCAGGUUAUUGUCGCCUCGAGGUGACUAAAUUUUGUUACCAAGUAGUUGUAAAUUCGAGAGCAGAAGACCUUAGAUGGAAUAUAGUUUUCGAUAUAAUUGAAAAACAAAAUGACCGAUAUUUUUUUUCAAGUAAAAUGUUUCGUAAUAAAACGAUACCUGAAGAGUAUACUUUUCCUAGUGACGUCUUUCAGGAAUUAAGAAGUAAUGGACCAGCUAUAACAUGCGAAAACAAAGACUUGGUUUCAAGUUUAGAACUUGAACAUUGGCCGCCUGAGGCAAAGGCAUGGCUAUCUCGAGAAAGACAAAAUAACUGGCCAAGCAAUGAACUUUUAUCUUUCCUAGAAGAAAACGUUUCUUGUUACGUUGUUCCAAUUGGGAGUAAAUCCUCGAAGAGGUCGGACUUGGAGUGGAGAAUUUCAUUUGUUGAUAUUGAACUAAACCUCAUCUGGAAUAUGAAUGAUACACAGUUCAAGUGUUUCUUAUUGCUAAAGAUGCUGAAAAGGGAAUACAUGAAAUGCGAGAUAUCGACCUAUCACAUUAAAAAUAUUGUUUUUUGGCUAUGCGAAGAUUUGCCAGAAAGGUCUUGGAGAAAAGAUCUGCUAGUUAUUCGUGUAAAGGAUGGUCUUCUAAAGCUGAGACAGUAUGUCGAAAAAGGAUUUCUACCUCAUUAUGUUAUUCCUGAUAAUAAUCUAUUCCUUUCCAAAAAUAUAAUAAAGACUGAAGAAAAGAAAUAUACAUUGAAAAUAAUUGAUGAAAUUUAUAACAAUUUAGAGGAUAAAUUAUCAAGGCUACUCCUCCCUGUGAAGCCUCUUUUUAAUUAUCCGUUGCUAUUGACACGACUUCUUACAAAGAUUCAGUCGGAUUUCACGGUAAAAGAAUACUGCAGAAGGUGUAAUUUGAUCUUAAUGUUAGUUCAAUCGACAGACAAUCAGUCGCAUUGCGAUAACAUUGUUAAAACGUUUGGACAAGACUGUGAAGACAUUUUUCCAUGUAUACGACUUGCACUCAUUAAACUUGAACUGAGAAAAUGUAGACAAACGGAAAACCAAAUUGAUGAGUUUAUCAGGAAGAUGAGGAAAGAAAGCGUUAUAGAUUAUUUAACAGUUCCGUUAACCUGCGGAAUGGUAUAUUUUGUAAACAACCGAUAUUCUGAUGUCCGGAAUGCUUUGACUGAAACAUUGAAGGACGGGUCAUACAAGCGUUACAUUACACAUAAAGGCGAUGAAUGGUACAUGUCUUUAAUGUCAGGUGACAUUGUCCGUUUUAAAACAAUCAGUCGUAAUAAGCAAGUUAACGAUAUUCGAACAGACCGACAUAAUUUGGUAAUGGAUUUUCCUGUAAGUCAUUUUGAACUGGAAUAUGCUCCAUUUCCUUUAAAGCUACAGUUGAGUUUAAACUGUCCCGAGAGAAGCAUUCAUUGUAAUCCACUUGUUCUUAGCUGCUACAUGCUAUACAUUUCCGAAUAUAGGCUUGGCCUUGCUGGAGAAAUGGAGAAAACAAGAGCCGUUUUUGAGAAUGUUCUGUCUAAGGUGUCACAUCAUAGUUCCCAUGUUAGUCACUUAAACAUGUUGGGUCACAGUUUAUAUGUUACUGGUGACAGCAAAUCGGCUUUCAAAUAUUUCGUAAUGUCUUUAAGGGUGUGUUCAUAUUAUAGUAACGCGGCACGGUACCAUAUUGCAUUUAUGAUUAAUGAUAUACUUCAAUACAAAUGUAAAUCUGUUGAAUCAUGAAGCUAAUGCGACUUAAGAAGCAUGAAAAAUUAAUGAAACAAUAAAGAUAUAUUGCUAAUGGUGCGUUUCAGUUUUUUAAUAGGUUUCACAUUACAUUGACUAUAUGGAUACUUUCCUUUCUCGCCUUUUGACGGAGGUCGACCUAUCGUUUCCCGUUGGGUAUAUAUUUGGGUCGACCGGGCACCAAAAGAACCACCCUUUUUUCCGUAGUUUUGCUGGAUAGCUUCCUAUAUGAACGGAUUUUAUCCCAAAAUGGAAUCAAAUCAACUUUAACUGAGGGCAACGCAUUUGAAAUCAUCGGCCUUUAAAACCCGAUCAAUUUCACAAAUAUAGACAAUAAUACUUAUUACGAAAUAUUAAUCUAAUAAUCUCUAGUAUGAAGUAUACAAUAGUAUGACUAUAUGUAGUUUGAAAUAUUGAUAAAACAAUAUGACAUUAGCUAGAAGGAUAAACUUGGAGAAAGUCUACAAAAUAUCGAUGCAAUCUGUAUUUAGAAAUGCUGAUUGAAACAAAGUGAGUGAGUAAGUGAAUUGGGUUUUACGGCGAAUCGACACAAAAUGGUCAUAUAUCGCCGAGAAGAAAUCAUAUUGCAAACGCCAACUGUAAAGCACAAACAUUGAUGUAAAAAUGUAUAGCAUACCUAAAAACAUCCAUGUAAAAUGUAAAGAACACUAUGAAUAAUGUAAAACAUAUCUAAAAACAUCCAUGUAACAAGAGAGUCAUGAUGACCCAGGAUCUCUCACCUGAGUAAAAUGAGCUACAUGUUUUAAAUGUCAAACUAAUGAUAAAAAGUUUAAAAAAGUCAGUAGGUCACAUUCAUGGUCAAUGAAAUUCAGUUUUACGAUUUGUGUGCAAAACUGUGUAUGUCAUCAAAAUUUCAAGGCUGUAUCUUAAAAAACAAGAAAGUAGGUCUGUAGGUCAAGGUCACAGUCAAGUGACAUCAUAUUACUUGGGGUCAUCAGGUAAUUAUAACUAAACAGCCUUGGAAAUAGGAUCAGAUGAUUUUUUAAAGUAUUUUUCCUAUAUAACUCACAUAAUAAAUAAGUGACCCCAGGGCGGGGCCUCUUUUAAUCUGAGGGGCAUAGUUUGAACAAUUUUUGAGGACUACUAGACAAUGAAUCAUAGCAAAUAUCAAAAGCCUAGGUCGAAUGAUAAGACAAGAAGAUUUUUAAAGCUUUUUCCUAUACAAGUCUAUAUAAAACUUGGGACCCCCAGGACAGGGCCUUUUUUCACCCAAUGGGUACAAUUUGAACAAUUUUGGUUGAGGACCAAGUCAAUGCUAAAAACCAAAUAUCAAAGGUCUAAGUGUUGUAGUUUCAGACAAGAAGAUUUUUAAACUUUUUUUCAUAUAUAAGUCUAUGUAAAACUUGGGACCCCCGGGGCGGGGCCAUAUUUGACCCUAGGUGAUAAUUUGAACAAUCUUGGUAGAGGACCACUAGAUGAUGCUACAUACUAAAUAUCAAAGCCCUAAGUCAUGUGGUUUUCUACAAGAAGAUUUUCAAAUUUUUCCCUGUGUAAGUCUAUAUAAACCAUGUGACCACCAGGGCGGGGCCAUAUUUAACCCUAGGGGGAUAAUUUGAAUAAUCUUGGUAGAAGACUACUAGAUCAUGCUACAUACCAAAUGUCAAAGCCCUAGGCCAUGUGGUUUUGUACAAGAAGAUUUUCAAAGUCUUCCCUAUAUAAAUCUAUAUAAAACAUGUGACCCCGGGGCGGGGUCAUAUUUGACCCUAGGGGGAUAAUUUGAACAAUUUUGGUAGAGGGCCACUAGAUGAUGUUACACACCAGAUACCAAAGCCCUAGGCCCUGUGGUUUUGGACAAGAAGAUUUUUAAAGUUUUUCCUUUCGGUUGCCAUGGCAACCAGAGUUCUGCAUGGAAUGAAAUUCUUUUAACAAUUUUGAAAGUGGACCACCCAAGGAUCAUUCCUGUGAAGUUUGGUGUAAUUCUGCCUAGUGGUUUUCAAGAAGAAAAUGUUGACGGACACACGACGGACGACGGACAUUGUCUGGUCACAAAAGCCUUUGGCUCAGGUGAGCUAAAAAUGUAAA
Messenger RNA from Mercenaria mercenaria, 4267 nucleotides. RefSeq lists its product as uncharacterized. The transcript has a single exon. The coding region runs from base 119 to 2221 and encodes 700 amino acids. The record is from RefSeq and is a predicted model, not a curated record. NCBI's taxonomy places the organism in Eukaryota, Metazoa, Mollusca, Bivalvia, Venerida, Veneridae.